AUGGUUAAAAAGAAGAGUGUCAGUCAAAGUUUGGAUCAAAAGAUAUAUGACCUUAUCCAUUCGCUACUUGAAGAAGAAACAGCCGAAAACAAGAAGAAAUGCGGUGAAGAUGAGAGCGAUCCGUUUGAGUACAUAGCACUAGCCCGAGACUUGAGAACGGGACAAAUACUUGAAUACGUGCAAUUGAAGGAUUUCCAGAUGAGAAGAAUGAAGCGGACGUCGUUGGAGAAAUCUAUUGAUGCGGUUUUGCAAGAGGUGAGGAACGACGAGGCGGAUGAGUUGGCGGAUAUAAUCAAGCAGAAGGAUGCGAAAGCAUUGGCAGAUGCAGCGAACGCUGAUAGCGACUUUGAAAACGUAGAUGAAGCGAACAUGAUGGAGGUGAAGGAUACCAAUUCUUUCAACAAAUCUGUAGUAUCUUUAUGGCAAACGCAGUCCAAAGAGGCCACCUCUGAGCCACAAACGGCGGACAAGCCUGGCGACGACACCGAAGAGAAGAAGCUGAAGAAACGGACAAAGGAUUCAUCGAAACAGUCUUUGAAGAGACAAAAGAGUAAAAUCGAUCACACGCCACCUACCUCGAAAUUGUCGUCUUUGGGAGGGCUCGAAAACAUCACCACCCAAUUAAUGGAAUUAAUAGGGUUACCGAUUUUACAUCCCGAAAUAUAUUUAUCUACCGGGGUAGAAGCACCUCGUGGUGUUUUACUAUACGGUCCACCUGGAUGCGGUAAGACUACAAUUGCAAAUGCGUUGGCGGGAGAAUUGCAAGUACCGUUUUUGAACAUAUCUGCACCUUCUGUGGUUUCAGGUAUGUCUGGUGAGUCGGAAAAGAAGCUUCGUGAGAUAUUUGAUGAAGCCAAAACAUUGGCACCUUGUAUUAUAUUCAUGGACGAAAUAGAUGCUAUAACUCCAAAAAGAGAUGGUGGUGCACAAAGAGAAAUGGAAAGAAGAAUUGUAGCCCAAUUAUUAACUUUGAUGGAUGAAUUGACAUUGGACAAAACCGAUGGUAAGCCUGUAGUUGUUAUAGGUGCUACAAAUAGGCCCGAUUCUUUAGAUGCUGCUUUGAGAAGGGCUGGUAGAUUUGAUAGAGAAAUAUGUUUGAAUGUUCCAAAUGAGGAUCAGAGAUGCUCUAUUUUAUCUACAAUGACAAAGAACUUGAAGUUACAAGAGGGCGAACAUUUCAACUUCAGAGAAUUGGCUAAGAUGACGCCAGGUUACGUGGGAGCUGAUUUAAAAAGUUUGGUUACCGCAGCUGGUAUCACUGCUAUAAAAAGAAUUUUUGAAAGCUUAAGUGAACAAGAAGAGGAAUUGCUAUUAAAAGAAGUUGGCUCGAUUGAUAUAGAUCCUAUGGAUGUUGAUAAUAAUAAUACUAAUAAUGAAGCAAACGAUAAUAUUGAGAAUGGUGCAUUGAGUCCUAGUAAUACUUUCGUGGCUAAAUUCGAAAAUAAAUCAGAUCUAGAAAAAUUAUCUACUAUCCAAAGGUUCUUAGUAAAGCAUCCAAAUCCUUUGAGUCCCGAGCAAUUGGCUCCACUAUGUAUAAACUAUUCCGAUUUCUUGAACGCCAUUCCAACAAUUCAGCCGACUGCUAAAAGAGAGGGAUUUGCUACUGUUCCCGAUGUCACCUGGCAGAACGUUGGUGCAUUAGCUCACAUUAGAAUGGAAUUACAUAUGUGCAUUGUGCAACCAAUUAAGAAACCAGAAUUGUAUUUGAAAGUUGGUAUAACUGCACCUUCUGGUGUAUUAUUAUGGGGUCCACCAGGUUGUGGUAAAACAUUAUUGGCAAAGGCCGUUGCUAAUGAAUCUCGUGCAAAUUUUAUCUCUAUAAAAGGACCUGAAUUAUUAAAUAAAUAUGUGGGUGAAUCUGAAAGAGCUGUGAGACAGGUUUUCCAAAGAGCUAAGGCAUCUGUUCCAUGUAUCAUUUUCUUUGACGAAUUGGAUGCAUUAGUUCCAAAGAGAGACACCUCAUUGUCCGAAUCUAGUUCUCGUGUCGUCAAUACUUUGUUAACUGAAUUGGACGGCUUAAACGAUAGAAAGGGUGUUUUUGUGAUCGGUGCUACAAACAGGCCGGAUAUGAUCGAUCCUGCUAUGUUGAGACCAGGAAGAUUGGAUAAAACAUUAUAUAUUGAAUUGCCUACUAACGACGAAAGAUUUGAAAUUUUGAAGACAUUGGUAAAUGCAAACAAUACCCCAUUAGACAAAAACGUUGAUUUAAGAAUAGUUGCAGACGAUGAAAAAUGUAGAAAUUUCUCCGGUGCAGAUUUGUCGUCUUUGGUAAGAGAAGCAGGUGUGUUAGCUUUGAAAAAGAAAUUCUUCAAGGGUCAACAGAUAAAAGAAUUAGACUCUUCAGGAUUCUACGAGUCCACAGAAGGUAAUGAUGAUGACGAUAUUGUAGUAACUAACGACGACUUUAAGAGAGCAUUAUCUAGUAUUAAUCCGAGUGUGAGUGAUAAAGACAGAUUGAAAUAUGAAAGAUUAAAUAGGAGAAUGGGGUGGAAUGUAAUAAGUGAUACCACAGAUGGAUCUGAAACAAAUAAAGAGAAUGGUACGUCAGAUGUCGCUUAA
This is a messenger RNA of Debaryomyces hansenii CBS767, 2559 nucleotides long. RefSeq names its product putative AAA family ATPase (gene RIX7). Bases 1 to 2559 code for a protein of 852 amino acids. The record is from RefSeq and is a predicted model, not a curated record. Gene Ontology annotation, cellular component: nucleus. Gene Ontology annotation, molecular function: ATP hydrolysis activity; RNA binding; ATP binding. Lineage: Eukaryota; Fungi; Ascomycota; Pichiomycetes; Serinales; Debaryomycetaceae. The transcript has a single exon. Gene Ontology annotation, biological process: ribosome biogenesis.